This is a messenger RNA of Clavispora lusitaniae ATCC 42720, 1359 nucleotides long. The record is from RefSeq and is a predicted model, not a curated record. NCBI's taxonomy places the organism in Eukaryota, Fungi, Ascomycota, Pichiomycetes, Serinales, Metschnikowiaceae.
AUGCUUUCUCUUCCGGAAAAUCAUAAAGGCUAUAGUGCAUUUCUCCCCUGCGGAAACACCGUAUGGGACGGAAGGGGCAAAUCUUCGCAGCAAAACUACGGUUCAUGGAAGAGUUUGGGGUUAGUAAUGAAGUAUUUGGAGUCGCAUCCGCAUGAAUUGAAGGAUAUAUUGAAGGGCUUCUUUCUUGAAGACUUGGUUUACUCCGAUUUUGGCCUUCAGGACGAAAGAGAACUGUUUACUGAAGUGAAAACACUCCGUGGAGAUUACGUUAACAUUUCCGAGAGGUACAGGAGCGGUGAUGUGAAUCAUCUCAUCACGGUUAACCACACAUCUUUUUCAAUGCCGUUAAAUUCCGAUGUUCUCUUCAGUCAAGGCGUUAUUCACAUCACGAGCAAAAUAUUACUUCCUGACAAUUUUCACGUUUCUCUUUUAAAUUUGGUCAAGACAACGGAAAUUGCUUCUUACCCCAACUAUUCUUUUCUGCAUCUUGUUGAGCAGAUACCGCAACUUGUCGACACAUUAAACUUGAAUGAGGAAGGAAAGCCCUCUGAAUACUCUUUGUUGAUUCCCUCGCCUGAUCUGUUGAAAGAUUCUAAUAUUAGUGCAAGCUACAACCGUCUUUCGGAAUUCUUGGAAUUGCAUUUGGUUCCAAAUACUGACGUUGACACUUUACUCCAGUGUGUAAAUUCUGUGCACCACGAUUCUAACGGAAGUUUUAUCUUCCAUACAAACCACACGUAUGGAAACUUCAGGUGCAUCAAGAACAAGGCUACGGGGGAGACUUUUCUUCAUUUGAACCGUGAAGUAAGCGGGUUUGAAUCAUCGGACCACAAGGUGAAAAUCGUUUCGCAUGGAUGCACGAACGUCAUGACCCCAAACUCUAGUUGUGUGUUUCUUCUUGAUAAACCUCUCAAGCCAGAAUGGUUUGACGCACCAAAGAACUUUUUGCACAUCCACAUUGGGUGGAUCAGUGUGUGCAUUGGCAUAAUAAUCGGUGUCAUAUUAUUUGGUUUUGUCAUGACAACGCUAAUAGUUUGCCUCGGGAGCGGCAACUCCCGGAAAAAGUCGGAGCCUUUCAUGUUCGCAAAUGAACCUUUGUCGCCAAAUGAACCUUCGUUCAUGCGCGUUACCUCAGACGAGGAUUUCCUUGAGGAUCAUGGUUACGAGACUGACGAUGACAUGAUGGGCAAUGAAAGAGAUCCUAUUUUAGCACGAGGUAAAGGAAAAAGGAAAGCACAAAAUUACUACGGUGCAACAUCGACCACUAGAGAAACUCCUAGUGCUCCACGGUCUAUUAAAGGAAACUCGUUACUCAAGAACCUUAAUCGGGAUCGCGACUUUCCGGUCUUGAAUAUGUAG